AGCGGGUCCUGUCAGUACGCGUCCUGUCGUGACCGGGCGGAAGUCACUUUGUCCGAAAGUGGGACGUCAAGGCAAAAGGGCAACGGAGCAGUCCAACAUCACACCAGCACAGGCGGAACAGCAGUACCAGCGAGUCCUCCACUGAAACAUGUCCGCCAGCAAAGCAGCGGCAAGCAGCUCCACAGCGCCCACAGACGACUACGAACUGCCCUGGGUAGAAAAAUACCGUCCCAAACUAAUAAAAGAUGUAGUAGGCAACGAGGAGACCGUCAGCCGGUUGCAGGUCAUUGCAAAGGAGGGGAAUAUGCCGAAUAUUAUUAUCUCGGGAUCACCGGGGAUAGGCAAGACGACUUCCAUACUGUGUUUAGCGAAUGAGCUACUGGGGCCGUUGCAGAAGGAGGCUGUGUUGGAGCUGAAUGCUUCUGACGAUAGAGGAAUAGACGUAGUCCGCAACAAGAUCAAAAUGUUCGCCCAAAAAAAAGUGACCCUCCCCUCCAACCGCCACAAGCUCAUCAUCCUCGACGAAGCCGACUCCAUGACCGCCGGCGCGCAACAAGCGCUCCGUCGGACCAUGGAGAUCUACUCCUCCACCACCCGUUUCGCGCUCGCCUGCAACCUCUCCUCCAAAAUCAUCGAGCCCAUCCAAUCCCGCUGCGCCAUCCUCCGCUACGUGCCCUUGACCAACAAACAGAUCCUUAAACGGCUGUUGGAGGUGUGCGAGGCCGAGGGUGUGAAAUACAGCCCCGAGGGCCUUGAAGCGAUCAUUUUCAGCAGCGAGGGGGAUAUGCGGCAGGCGAUCAACAACAUCCAGGCGACGUGGGCCGGGUUUGGGUUUGUGAAUGCCGAGAAUGUGUUCAAGGUGUGUGAUCAGCCGCAUCCGGUUGUGGUUACCGAGAUUAUCCAGGCGUGUAGCAAGGGGAAUGUGGACGCCGCGUUGGAUAGGAUGAGGGGGCUGUGGGUGCAGGGGUACUCGGCGCUGGAUGUGAUUACGACGCUGUUUAGGGUGACGAAGGGCUUUGAGGAUAUUCCCGAGUUUAUUAAGUUGGAGUUCAUUAAGGAAAUUGGCAUGACACACAUGAAGAUCCUCGAAGGCUGCCAAUCGCUAGUCCAGCUCAGCGGCCUGAUCGUACGGCUAUGUAAAAUGACGAUGGAUCCCUCCCUCUUUGUCAUUUGAAAGGAUGAAUUCCUCAUUCAGCGCCCUUUGCCGGCGUGCGUGCUGUAUCUGAAUGUAAAGUGAGGAAGACCGGCCGUACAGUCAGCGUUACAUAGCUCACACCAAGGGUCCAUGUCUGCGGAUGCCACUGUAGCCCUUAUGUAGCGAGGUUAUCGGUCUGACACACCUUGACAUGGUAGACACCCCGACCAGCAUCUAUAUAGCGGCCUUUCUCUUUACCCGUCGCGCUUGGUACUGCGGAUGGGGCACGAGAGAUUGCAAUGAAUAAAAUGUACAUAGACGGUCUGUCGUUAUGCGCUUUGU
Fimicolochytrium jonesii is the source of this 1477-nucleotide messenger RNA. RefSeq names its product P-loop containing nucleoside triphosphate hydrolase protein. Gene Ontology annotation, biological process: DNA repair; DNA-templated DNA replication. The record is from RefSeq and is a predicted model, not a curated record. Gene Ontology annotation, molecular function: DNA binding; ATP binding; ATP hydrolysis activity. Lineage: Eukaryota; Fungi; Chytridiomycota; Chytridiomycetes; Spizellomycetales; Powellomycetaceae. Gene Ontology annotation, cellular component: Ctf18 RFC-like complex; nucleus; DNA replication factor C complex. The transcript has 5 exons. Bases 149 to 1174 code for a protein of 341 amino acids.